Euleptes europaea (tarantolino) is the source of this 1453-nucleotide messenger RNA. It is a transcript of the gene NECAB3, whose product is annotated as N-terminal EF-hand calcium binding protein 3. Gene Ontology annotation, biological process: regulation of amyloid precursor protein biosynthetic process. Gene Ontology annotation, cellular component: endoplasmic reticulum; Golgi cis cisterna; cytoplasm. Gene Ontology annotation, molecular function: calcium ion binding. Bases 1 to 1179 code for a protein of 392 amino acids. The transcript is spliced from 13 exons. Lineage: Eukaryota; Metazoa; Chordata; Lepidosauria; Squamata; Sphaerodactylidae. The record is from RefSeq and is a predicted model, not a curated record.
AUGUGCGGGGAGAGCGUCCCCCUGUGGUCGUUGGCUAAACCCGCUCGGAACGCCACAAAAAUCGGCAGGGCGGCCAGGCUCGCCGUCCCUGACCACCGUGGCGAAGCUCGGCGCUCCGUCCGGUUCUCUCUACGAGUUGGGUCAGAAAGGCCCGCCCUGCAAGGUUGGCGUGAAGUGGUUGGCGUGAAGUGCCCCGUGGGGGCAGAUACAGAGGGGAUUUUUCGACGAGCCGACAAGAAUGAUGAUGGGAAGCUGUCAUUUGAAGAGUUUAAGAAUUGUUGUGGUGACGGUAUCCUGAGUUCUGAAGAACUGUGGGAGGUAUUCAGCGGCAUUGACAGGCGUCAUUCAGAGAAUUUGGAGACUGAAAAGUUGUGUGAUUAUUUCUCAGAACAUCUUGGAGAAUACAAGCAUGUUCUGUCUGCUUUAGAACAGCUAAACAUUGCCGUCCUGUCAGCCAUGGAUAAAACCAAAAUGGAAUAUGAGAGCUCCUCUAAGAUGGAACAGUUUAUGACCCGCUUUCUGCUGCGAGAGACAAUGAACCAACUGCAGUCCUUGCACGUUUCACUGGAAUGCGCUGCAGACACCAUUGAAGAACAGGCUGGCCGGGAAAGGACUGAGGUGAACAAAUCAGAAGUGUCUGUUGGCCCACGCACUGUGAAAAGAUGUGGUCGUAGGGCUCAGAAGAACAUCUGCUUGUCUCCUACAGAUCCUUAUUCAGGGAUGCUGACUACAGGUGUUUGCGUGGAAGCUGACAGCCAAUGGACAACUGAGAUGAAUCGGCUACAACAGCUCAUUGAGAAGCUGGAAUGUCAGAGCCCAAGGCUGGAGCCUCUGAAAGAGGACAAUCUCUGCAAAGGAAGAGAUUCUCACAUCCUGGUGGCACAAAGGGAGAUCUCGGUGACAGAAAAUGGGUUAGAGGCGUUUCGCCAAGCUCUCCAGUCCUACACAGAAACCACGGCCGGACAGAGCAGCUGCCUACAUGUGUCUGCCCACAAACUGACAAGUGAGGCAUGCUUCAUCCUCUAUGAGUUCUGGCAAGAUGUGCCUUCGUGGAGAAGCCAUCUGCAAUCUAAUUGCUGCAAGAAGUUUCACCAGAUCCUCAUUGAUUUAUUGGAUACUCCAGAACUCUUGACCACCAUGUUGUUUCCAGCUUCCUGGUGGAUCAUGAACAACAACUGAUCCCCCCAUGGUAUUUCUACAAAGCAACCAGCAUGCUGAUGGAUCAAGUGUUCUCCUUAAAAGGCAGCCUCCCUUCCUGGGUUAUUCUUCUCCAUCCCAACUGCUUCCAUGCCUCUUUCCUCCUCUAUAUUCUUGUGCAGUGCUUGUAUCUUCCUUUCCUCAGCAGCUGUAGGAAUGGGAGAGCACUUCUGAAUGCACCCUGCCAUCAUUCCUGAAUGUCAUUGCACCCCUCUACUAUUUUGACAUAGAACUUUCACACAGAAUGAUGUCAUAG